This is a messenger RNA of Castor canadensis (American beaver), 936 nucleotides long. The record is from RefSeq and is a predicted model, not a curated record. NCBI's taxonomy places the organism in Eukaryota, Metazoa, Chordata, Mammalia, Rodentia, Castoridae.
AUGGCUGUGGAAGGAUUCAGCAAUGAUGACCAAUUCGUCCUUUUGGGAUUCUCAGAGUAUCCACAACUGCAGAUUGUCCUUUUUGUGUUGUUUCUGGGAAUCUACCUUAUGACUCUGGCAGGAAACUUUCUCAUUGUCCUGAUCAGGAUGGACUCACACCUCCACUCCCCCAUGUAUUUCUUCCUUGGUAACUUAUCGUUAGAGAAACUUGUCUCAUUGUCCUGAUCAGGAUCCUCCAUAGCCCCUAAGAUGCUCUAUGACUUCUUCCAAGAGCAGAAGGCCAUCUCCUUUGUAGGCUGUGCUGCUCAGUUUUUCUUCUUCAUGGGGAUGGGUGGCACUGAGUGCUGUCUCCUGGCAGCCAUGGCAUGUGACCGGUAUGCUGCUGUUUCCAACCCAUUGCUCUAUCCUGCCCUCAUGUCACCCACCAUCUGUGUGGGGAUGGCCACAACAGCAUAUGCAGGAGGAUUCCUUAUUGGCCUGGUCCAAACCAUCUCCAUAUUCCACCUCCAUUUCUGUGGACCACGAGUCAUUAACCACUUUUUCUGUGACUUGCCAUCCCUAGUGGACCUGUCUUGCUCCAGUACCUUCUUCAGCCAGGUAGUGAACUUUCUCAUCGUAUGUGCAGUUGGAGGGACAUCAGCUUUUGUUGUCUUGGUUUCCUAUGGCUACAUCAUUGCUGCUGUCAUGAAGAUCCAUUCAACCCAUGGACGGAUAAAGGCUUUCAACACCUGUGCCUCUCAUCUGAGCACAGUGGUUCUCUUCUAUUGCUCUGGUCUCUUCUCAUACCUCCAUUCAAGUGCUGACUACUCUUGGGACAAAGAUAAGGUGGUGUCCAUGGCCUAUGGAGCUGUGAUCCCUAUGCUGAAUCCCAUUAUCUACAGUCUGCGAAACAAGGACAUCAAAGAUGCAUUGAAAAAGCUCAAGGAGAAGAAAUAG